CAGCCCCUAACUCAUGACGUCAUCACUGAUAAACACGUUCAUCAGUUUCAGAAAACUGAUCGACUGAUUGAUUAUUGAGUUCAGCUCUGAUCAAUAAUCGAUCAAAUCGGCUUCAAGUAGACUGUCACUCAUGUGAUCAUCUGACCUGUGACGUCAGCACACGCGCACACGCUCAGGGAUCGAUCAGCUCAGUCUGACCCGUCGUAAGCUCUGAUCGAUCGGUCGGACCGUGUCGCGUCGGGAGUCGGUGUCGGUCCGGUUUGUUCCGGUUCCGGCAGUUUGUUCCGGAACUUUUCCGGCUGGGUGUGAAGCUGCAGCUCAUUAGCUGUUAGCAUCGUUAGCCUGAGCUUAAUUUACCCGGUCUAUCCCGCCUCCCGAGCUCCGUUUCACACCGGAGCCUUCCGGUGCCGCUGACCGGACCCGCACAGCUGACCGGACCCGCACAGCUGAGCCUGCGGGUCUGACAGCAGCAGGAAGCUAACGAGCUAACAGUUAGCCUCCGUUAGCAGCUAGCAGCAGCGGUAUCCGCUCCCCCCGAGCUCCAUGCCGGCGAUGCUGGACAGAAACCCGGAGGGAAAGCGCAGAGGCCGGGCUCCGGCGGCCGGAGGGCCCGGAGCUGCCACCCAGCCCGGCGGGAAGAGUCUGUCCGGUAAUGGAACCAGUUGUUGGGAGGACGGAAGCUCGAGCUCCAGCAGCGACGAGGAGCAUGGUGGAGGAGGGAUGCGGGUCGGACCGCAAUACCAGGCCGUGGUCCCGGACUUUGACUCCGAAGUGGCCCGGGCGGCUCAGCUCAGAGAAAACCUCGGCAUGUUGGUGUGGAUCCCCAGCAGCUGUCUGAACCAGACUCAGUUGGACGAGUACAUCACAAUCGCCAAAGAGAAACAUGGUUACAGCAUGGAGCAGGCUCUGGGGAUGCUCUUCUGGCACAAACACAACAUUGAGAAAUCUCUGGCCGAUCUGCCGAACUUCACUCCAUUUCCUGAUGAGUGGACGGUGGAGGACAGAGUCCUGUUCGAACAGGCCUUCAGCUUCCACGGCAAGAGCUUCCACCGCAUCCAGCAGAUGUUACCUGAUAAAUCGAUGGCCAGCCUGGUUCGGUUUUAUUACUCCUGGAAGAAAAGUCGCAGUAAAACGAGUCUGAUGGACCGACAGACACGAAAACACAAGAGAGAGAGAGAUGACAGUGACGAAGACGUGGAGGACGGAAACAUGAAUCCUCCCAGUGACUCAGAGUUUGAUUCAAAUAAAGACGACAAGAAGGAGGUGAUUUCUGGAUCAGAGAGAUCAGAGGUCAAACCAGCUCCUGCACUCAAGAUGGGCAGUAAGGCGUCUCAGCGGCUGAAGAAACGUCCUCCCAGAGGAAUGUUUUUGAAUCAGCAGGAUGUCAUUUCACUCUCGUCCUCAUCUGCUCAGGGACUCAUCAGACAACUGGACUGUCAACUGGUGUCCAUCAAGAGACAGGUUCAGUCUAUCAAACAGUCCAACAGUUCUCUGAAGGAGAAACUCAGUUCAGGAGUCGAUGAGUUCAGACAGCCAGAGGUGAAUCAGAAGUUCAACACUCGAUGGACCACAGAGGAGCAGCUGCUCGCUGUACAAGCCAUCAGGAAGUAUGGGCGGGACUUCCAGGCGAUCUCAGAUGUGAUUGGUAACAAGUCUGUGGUUCAGGUGAAGAACUUCCUGGUGAACUACAGACGGAGGUUCAACCUGGACGAGGUCCUUCAGGAGUGGGAGGCCGAGAACGGGAUGGACGGGGGACACAGGGGAGAGGAGGACAAGAUGGAGGAUUGUCCCGCUGAGGACGAGGACGUCACUGGCCCAGACAAGGAGGACUCAUCGUCUCCGUUGGGCGCCGCGAAGCCUCUGGUGUCCUGAGACUCUGUGACUCCGCCUCUUUGGUUGAUGAUGUCAUCAUGAGUUUUUAUUUUGUUUUUAGCGGGCUGGACUCUCAUUGGUCAGGGUGGAGCUCUGUGCCGCUCUCUGGACCAAUCAGAAAUCACCUCUGACCUGCCAGUAACAGCUUGAUCUUUGUCUUUUUUCAUUUGAUGUUUUCGGGGGAUGUCGGGUUUGGGGUUUGACCUACAGCAGCCAUGUUUGAUGAUGUCACUCAGGUAGGGGGUGUGGCUUUUAUGACCUUUUGUGGCACGACAAUAAAACCAAAGUUGAUCAAUAAA
Plectropomus leopardus (leopard coralgrouper) is the source of this 2171-nucleotide messenger RNA. It is a transcript of the gene rcor1, whose product is annotated as REST corepressor 1. Gene Ontology annotation, cellular component: transcription regulator complex; histone deacetylase complex. Gene Ontology annotation, molecular function: transcription corepressor activity. NCBI's taxonomy places the organism in Eukaryota, Metazoa, Chordata, Actinopteri, Perciformes, Serranidae. Gene Ontology annotation, biological process: negative regulation of DNA-templated transcription; regulation of transcription by RNA polymerase II. The record is from RefSeq and is a predicted model, not a curated record.